Messenger RNA from Calliphora vicina (urban bluebottle blowfly), 911 nucleotides. RefSeq names its product chymotrypsin-1-like. Bases 30 to 875 code for a protein of 281 amino acids. The transcript has a single exon. Gene Ontology annotation, molecular function: serine-type endopeptidase activity. NCBI's taxonomy places the organism in Eukaryota, Metazoa, Arthropoda, Insecta, Diptera, Calliphoridae. Gene Ontology annotation, biological process: proteolysis. The record is from RefSeq and is a predicted model, not a curated record.
GUCUAACACAGAAUAGCUUAGAGUGAACAAUGAAGUCUUUAAUUUUAACCGUUCUAUGCCUGGCAUCAUUGGCUUUUAGCCAGUCCAUACGUUUGAGGGAUGAACCCUAUCCGGGUCUAAGCAAUGUUAAUACAAAAGUUCCUGUCUCUAAAACCUAUCAAAAACCUCAAUCGCGCAUAGUUGGAGGAGAAAUUGCGCCCGAAGCCUUUGCUCCUUGGCAGGUGUCUAUGCAAAAUCAGUAUGGUAAUCAUUUUUGUGGAGGAGCUAUAAUUGCUGAUCAGUAUGUGAUAACGGCAGCUAGUUGUGUAGCCGGUUUGGAUAAACGUUCUGUUAAGGUGGUAACCAGCACCAAUGAUUGGAUGGGUUUGGCCUGGGAAUAUUAUGUGGAAGACAUUAUUAUACACUGUAAUUUCGAUAAGCCUUUGUAUCACAACGAUAUCGCUUUGAUUAAAUUGACCACUCUAAUUGCCUACGAUGACAAGACCCAAAAUAUCACAUUGGCUGAAUUGGAUGAGUUGCAGGAGGGAGAAACAUUAACCAUGACUGGCUGGGGCAGUUGGCAAUUGGGUCAACAUUAUCCUGAAGAGUUAAAGAAAUUGGAUGCCAUGUUGAUAAGCAAUGAACGUUGCAAGAAUAUGUAUGCCCAGUAUGCCGAUGAUGUUGAUGAUGGGCAUUUGUGUGUCCUGCCUAGAAGCGGUAAUGGUGCUUGUCACGGUGACACUGGCGGUCCUUUGGUCAACUCGAAGGGCCAGUUGGUGGGUGUUGGUAAUUGGGGUGUUCCCUGUGCUCAUGGUUUUCCCGAUGUCUUUGCAAAGUUGUCGUUUUACAAUGAUUGGAUAAGAACUAGUAUUAAGGGUUGUACGUUAGCGCCAUAAAUGUGGAAAUAGUUUAAAUUGAUAUUUAUAAUUAAU